AUGACGGGAUCUCCACCGAGCAAGCCGUCGCCUGCGUGGCACCACAGCCUGCUGUGGGAGACCAAGAUCAUGUACGCGCUGUCGUCGGCGGGAGGCUCCGCCAUGUUCAACUUCCUGACGGUCUACUACCAGCACACCGCGGGCUUCUCCAAGGUGCAGAUCGGCGUGCUGCAGACGCUCCCGAACUUGGCCUCGAUGGUGGCGCCGCCGUUCUGGGGCGCGGUGGCCGACCGCAUCCGCGACCAGAGGCUGGUGCACAUCUUCUGCAUCGUGAGCGGCUCGGUGCUUUGGUUCGGGCUGCAGUUCUUCGCCUGGUCGUUCGAGUGGACCAUCCUGAUGGUCAUGCUGGCCCAGUUCCAGCGCAGUCCUGCCGCCUCGCUGCUCGACCACGCCGUGCUCAACAUGCUGGGCAAGGUUGGAGGCGAGUACGGGAAGCAGCGGCUAUUCGGCGCCGUGGGCUUUGGCAUCGGCGCCUACGUGACGGGGCUGGCGGUCGCAGUCGGCGGCAUCUACUGGUCCUUUGGUAUGAGCUUCAUGUUCUGCAUGUCGUCGCUCUUGGUGCUGCGCUUGAUCCCUCCCGUGCGGUACGGCGAGGAAGGCUAUACGGCGCUGGAAUCGGGCGAAGCGACGGAGAGCGCGGAGCCAGAGGCCCCCGCGUCCUUCAUGGAGAACCUCCGCCUGGUCGUGAGCGAGAUCGACGUGCUGGUGCUGCUCGUCGUCGUCUUCUUGAUGGGGCUCAUGUACGGCGUGCUGUCGAGCUUCCUCACGCUCAACCUGUACAACCUCUCGGGCGGCGACGCCAAGAUCGUAGGCGUCGCCAUCAUGUGCGAGACGGCGUCCGAGCUGCCGGCCUUCUUCUUCUCGCACAAGAUCAUCAAGAAGAUUGGCACGGUGAACGUGCUGCUGGUGUCCGUCGCCGGGUACGCGCUACGCAUUUCCUACUACGCGGUCAUGACGGACCCAUGGAGCGCCAUCCCGUUCGAGUUCCUGCAUGGCAUCACCUUCGGGCUGGCGUGGGCGGCCGUCACGCAGUACAUCUACUCGGCCACGCCCAAGGGCUGCGAGGGCACCGUCAUGGGCAUACUCAACGCCAUCCAGAACGGGCUAGCACGCGCCACAGGCACGCUCGUGGGCGGCUACUUCUACGAGAACUACGGCCCGCGCGUCAUGUGGCUGGCGACGGACUUGGGCGUGCCGCUCUCGCUCGUUGGCAUCGCAGUCUUCGCCUACUUCAAGUCCGCCAACGAAUCCAUCCACGAGGACGUCCCAGAGGAGGCCGAGCUGUUCUCCCCGCACGCCGCAGACCCGCAGGCUCUGAAGGGCGAAGGCCAGCUACUGUACGACGAGAUUGAGUAA
This is a messenger RNA of Phytophthora sojae, 1356 nucleotides long. RefSeq lists its product as hypothetical. NCBI's taxonomy places the organism in Eukaryota, Oomycota, Peronosporomycetes, Peronosporales, Peronosporaceae. The coding region runs from base 1 to 1356 and encodes 451 amino acids. The record is from RefSeq and is a predicted model, not a curated record. Gene Ontology annotation, molecular function: transmembrane transporter activity. Gene Ontology annotation, cellular component: membrane. The transcript has a single exon.